Prorocentrum cordatum is the source of this 450-nucleotide messenger RNA. Lineage: Eukaryota; Dinophyceae; Prorocentrales; Prorocentraceae. The record is from the annotation of a GenBank genome assembly.
GCCCCUGGCGCGGGCCAGCCCCGCCCGGCCCCUCGAGGCGGCGCCGCCGCGCCAGCGGCGAUGGAGGGCGGCCCGGAGGAGCGGGUCUCCGCCUGUUUGCGGCGGAUCCGCGAUGCGCAGGGGGCCCUCGACGACGCCAGGCGUGUGUUGGAGGGCGACAUCUUCGGCCAGGGCGCCGUCCCGGCCCCCGCCUCGGCCCCGGCGCCGAUGCCGCUGCUGGAGCCCGGGGCGGCGCUGCGGGAGGCCAGCGCCGCCGCCGACGCGGCUCCCGCGCCGCCCGCCGGGCAGCUGCUAGGCCCGCUGGCGGCGCAGGCCGACCGCAGGCUCGCGUCCAAGGCCUCCCGGGAGGCGCUUGCGGAGCAGCUGCCGGGCAUCGUGAACUCCGAGGCUGUCCCCCGACCGCUGCCUGGCCUCGUUGCGGCCUCCACCGGCAGUAUGAACUCCCAGGCC